This is a messenger RNA of Centrocercus urophasianus (Greater sage-grouse), 3210 nucleotides long. RefSeq names its product relaxin family peptide receptor 1 (gene RXFP1). Gene Ontology annotation, biological process: G protein-coupled receptor signaling pathway. Bases 681 to 2906 code for a protein of 741 amino acids. The record is from RefSeq and is a predicted model, not a curated record. Gene Ontology annotation, molecular function: G protein-coupled receptor activity; protein binding. NCBI's taxonomy places the organism in Eukaryota, Metazoa, Chordata, Aves, Galliformes, Phasianidae. Gene Ontology annotation, cellular component: membrane. The transcript has 18 exons.
AGUCUGAUUGUGUAUUUUAAAACAAACAACAACCAAAAACAAUUAAAACCAACCCUAUUCCUUUUCAACCAACCUUGUUCCUUUUCUUUCUUAUACUGUGGGGACACUUUUCCUGAAACUGUGCAAUGUGUCUGAAAGCAAACUGGUCAAAAUCAGCAGCGCCUGCAUUCUGUUCUCAUUUCCCUGCUGCUCAGAGUUCAGGGGCUCUCAUUCUCUACUUGUGGUUUUCUACGUGGUACAGAAUUAUGACUGGAAUAUUUGUAACUGGAGGACAGUAUGAAACAUGAUCUUCAGCCUUGUCCCCCUUGGAAGAGAACAAUUUUGAUGACCCAGAGCUGUGCCAUUACUUCCUACCUCCUGACAAGGCCUUUGCCCAAAGUGCUGGGACACAGAUUUCUGGACACAACAGGAGAAAUUGCUGGCUGUGAGCACAGAUAGCCCCUCUAAGGAUGGCUGGACUUCCCAGUAGGGAACAACUGGGGAUUCUGUUCUCACCGUGCCAGAGUUUGUCCUGGGCACCUUCACAAUUACUUCCUAAACUAAAGAAGAACUCCUUUUACCUGCUUGAAAGACAUCGGUCUCAACAGGUGCUCCGUGUCUCCGGUGCUGCAGGAUUCACAGAACCUAAGGGCUGUCCAUCAAAUAGCUGAGAAAGCAGAAGGUUCCCUUUGUUCCUGUACAUGAGCCAUACAUUCUCUGUGACUGGAUGGCCCCGUUGCUCUCAGCAUUUCACUGGGGAAGUGAAGCAGUUGACAACAGUCGUUCGUGACACUUUGGAAGAUGCUGUUUCCAGAGGCAGUGCCGCCUGCCCCUUGGGCUACUUUCCCUGUGGCAAUAUCACAAAGUGCUUGCCCCAACAACUUCACUGUAAUGGUGAGGAUGACUGUGGGAAUCAUGCUGAUGAAGACAACUGUGUGGCUGGUGCUGUACCAGCAGAAUGUACGUGCCAAGGCCUGGAGGUCUCCUGCGAUGCUGCCCAACUGCGUGCCGUGCCUUUGGUCCCUUCAAACAUCACCAUGAUGUCUCUUCAGAAGAAUCUGCUAAGGAAACUUUAUGCUGACGUUUUCAGAAAAUACCAAGGCCUUAAAAACCUGUAUCUCCAGGACAAUAAAAUCAGAGCCGUGUCCAAACAUGCUUUCAAAGGUUUAUACAACUUGACAAAACUAUACCUGAGUAACAACAAGAUAACCAACUUGAAGCCUCACGUCUUUGAAGAUCUCCAUAAACUUGAAUGGCUGAUAAUUGAAAACAAUAGGAUAAAUCGGAUCUCUCCAUCGACAUUUUAUGGACUCAAAUCACUUAUUCUCCUUGAGAUGAUGAAUAAUUCUCUUGCUCAUUUGCCUGACAAACCUCUGUGCCAAUAUAUGCCAAGACUGAACUGGCUAGACUUAGAAGGCAACCAUAUUCAUCACUUAAGAAACGUCACUUUCAUCUCCUGCAGCAGUUUAACUGUAUUGGUGAUGAGGCAAAAUAAAAUCAGAUCCCUGAAUGAAAACAGCUUUUCUUCUCUCCAAAUGCUAGACGAACUGGACUUGGCUAGCAAUGAAAUUGAAUCGCUUCCUGCAUAUGUGUUUAAGGAUCUAAAGGAGCUUUCACAACUGAACCUUUCUUACAAUCCAAUCAAGAAAAUACAAAUGGACCAGUUUGAUUUUCUAACCAAACUCAAAUCCCUCAGCUUGGAGGGCAUUGAAAUUGCAAACAUCCAGAGAAGAAUGUUCAUUCCACUUAGAAACCUUUCCCACAUAUAUUUCAAGAAGUUCCAGUACUGUGGAUAUGCCCCUCACGUGCGCAGCUGUAAGCCUAAUACUGAUGGGAUUUCAUCCCUGGAGAAUCUUUUAGCUAGCAUUAUACAGAGAGUGUUUGUCUGGGUUGUAUCUGCCAUCACUUGCUUUGGAAAUAUUUUUGUUAUCUGUAUGAGGCCUUACAUCAGAUCGGAAAAUAAGCUCCACGGCAUCUCAAUAAUGUCUCUCUGCUGUGCUGACUGUCUGAUGGGAAUAUAUUUAUUUGUGAUUGGAGCUUUUGAUCUUAAAUAUCGUGGAGAAUACAACAAGCACGCUCAGUUGUGGAUGGACAGUAUUCAUUGUCAAUUGGUGGGAUCGCUGGCUAUUCUGUCUACAGAGGUGUCAGUCUUACUGUUGACUUACCUGACUUUGGAGAAAUACAUCUGCAUAGUUUAUCCUUUUAGGUGUUUGAAGCCCAGAAAAUGCAGGACAAUUUCCAUUUUAGUUCUUAUCUGGAUAAUUGGGUUUGUUGUUGCUUUUAUUCCACUGAGCAAUAAGGAAUUUUUCAGGAACUACUAUGGCACCAAUGGCGUCUGUUUCCCUCUUCACUCAGAGCAAUCAGAAAGUUCAGGAAGUCAGAUUUAUUCUGUUGUCAUUUUUUUAGGUGUAAACUUGGCAGCUUUUCUCAUCAUUGUCUUUUCCUACGGAAGUAUGUUCUACAGUGUUCACCAAACAGCCAUUAUGGCUACUGAGAUUCAGAAUCAUAUCAAAAAAGAGAUGACACUGGCCAAACGGUUUUUCUUCAUUGUAUUUACUGACGCACUGUGUUGGAUACCCAUUUUUAUUUUGAAACUCCUUUCUUUACUGCAAGUAGAAAUACCAGGUACCAUAACAUCUUGGGUAGUGAUUUUUAUCUUGCCCAUAAAUAGUGCUCUGAAUCCUCUUCUCUACACUUUGACUACACGACCCUUCAAAGAAAUGAUUCACCAGUUCUGGUACAACUACAGACAAAGAAGAUCCAAAAGGGGCAAAGGCAGUCAGAAAGCUUACGGUCCGUCCUUCAUUUGGGUAGAGAUGUGGCCAACGCACGAAAUCACACCAAAGCUAACUAACCCUGUGCUUUGUACAGACUCCUCUGAAGCCUCUGUCACUACACAGUCAACAAGACUAAAUUCCUACACGUAAAUACGUUUGGAAUCUUCACAGCGAUGUCUGCACGCCUGUGGAGUUGCUGCUUUGCAACAACGAUGACAAGCGAGGGAGAUACGACGCCUGGGCUCCUGCGCACCAGAACUCAAAGCAGGAGGAAGCAGAGUGUGGCUGCUUGCAGGUAGAACCAAUAUAUCAAGUGUUAUUUCCACCUUGCAACAGUUCCUGCUAUUUUGACAACUCAUUCUAGUUCAGAAUGAGAAGUCAAUCUCUUCUUUCUUUUUUUUCCUCCAGCAAGCCAGGAGUGUGGGGAAAAAAAAAAAUGAAGUGAUAUUUAAAA